AUGUCUUACACUACUAGUAAUCGAUCCGGGGAGAAGCCCUCCUCGCUAGCAUGCCUGGCAUGCCGGAGGAAGCAUCUCAAAUGCGACGGUGUGAUGCCAAUCUGUGGACGGUGCCGCAAAGCCCAGCUUGGAUGCCAUUACACGCCUUCUCGUCGAGGAUAUAAGCCUGGCUCCAGGAGCCAGUAUGCAGUAACAUAUACGCCCGUACCGCUGUUGACUCCCUCUUCCGAAUAUACCGUCCCGGCGGCCACCCUACAGUUGACGCCGCAACUGUCGACCUUCUCAUUCGUUAGCACGCCUCUCCCAGGCACCGUUUCGACCGCGGAGGAUUUCUCUUCAGACCAGAGCAGCUCGGUUCCUACCUGGCAGACCGCAGACCACCAUAGCAAUAACAAUCAUAGCAGCAACAACGGCAGUAACCAUAACAACAAUAGUCUCUAUAACCAGACUUCGUUAUGCGUGGAUAAACCCGUUGCGUCUGCAGCGGUGGUCCCGGGGCUGGCGGGAGGAGCCCAGUAUACAGUCACAGAUUUACAGGGGGAUUCAUACCUCAUCGACUUUUACUAUGCGUACUUUCACGACUCCCAUCCCAUACUGCCACCUGCACACUUCUUGCCUCGACUGUAUCCUCUUCCUCCCUGCCUCGAAGCCACCAUCAAAUUCAUAGGCGCACAUUUUGUUUCAGGUAUAUCCCCAGAUGCCUACAGGCCGACCGUCACAUCAUCGAUUGCGGAAAGCAAUGGAUCUUGCUAUAAAGUUCAGGCUCUGCUGCUACUUUCCAUCACUUUGCAUGGACGUAAUGAACGAGGGGAGGGUGUCAAAGCCUUCACCGAGGCAGCAGCUUUGGCAAUGAAAUUGGGAAUGAAUAUGAGAACGUUUGCUCCCAGUGUUGUAGGCGAGGACGCUGUCCUGUGUGAGAACAUAAGACGGACAUGGUGGGAGGUAUAUAUGAUUGAUGCGAUGUUUUCCGGGUUCGACCAGACCCCAUGCCAGAUUCCAAGCACUGUUAUCAUGGAUGUUCCCCUCCCCUGUGAUGACCUCAGCUAUUCAGCCGGCAUAUACCUGACUGAAUCGCCAACUGCCGCUCAAUUCUAUGACAGAAUCUUUGAAGACGAAGAAGGAAGCAAGGAGUACUCGUCGUAUUGCCAUGCAAUCGAAGCCUCAAGAGUGCUGAAACGCACCCUCGACCUCACCUAUGCUCCAGAAGACCCUGAAUAUGACCAAAUAGAGUCUAUAGAUGCAAGUAUUGGCAGCUGGUUCCAUCAUCUCCCGCCUUCGAGGCGCGAUAUUCUCGCCGUAGACGACCAAGUGGACCAAGUCAUGUUCCGUGCCUUCAUGAUAAUUCACUGCGCAUCGAUAUACUUGCACACUCCCCAGUCCAACCUGCUGUCUACCCCUGUAGCCAUGUCUAGCAUUCCCUGUGCUAGGCGCUGGAUACGGUUGCUCAGAACGAGCCCUUCCACCAACCUAACCCAUGCCGUCAAAUCGAUCAAGGCUGCCAAUGGCCUGGCAAACCUUGCAGCGCUGAGAUCACCAAGCAUAAAGCAUUCGCCCUUUUUCAUCUGCGGCAUGGUUUUGAGUGCGCUCGUGCAGCUCUGCGCAUGCUCCAUUCGCGCCUCGGAUACACUGGAACCUCGUCGGGAUCGUAUAGCGUUGCUUAUAGGGGAACUCAAGUCCUUGGGCCCGACAUGGUCGAUAUCCAGGCUGGUAAUGCGGCAUAUCAAGAUGGUUGCGAGGGAGGUGCUUGACAUUGGCGUCCGACCACCAUCCUACUCGGCCAUCGAGGACACUGGCCCUGACAUCGCUACCAUUGUCAAUAAUGAUGUAUGGCUAGGGGAUAUUCCUGUUGAGUAG
This is a messenger RNA of Nannizzia gypsea CBS 118893, 1854 nucleotides long. RefSeq lists its product as hypothetical. The record is from RefSeq and is a predicted model, not a curated record. The transcript has a single exon. Gene Ontology annotation, molecular function: zinc ion binding; DNA-binding transcription factor activity, RNA polymerase II-specific; DNA binding. Gene Ontology annotation, biological process: regulation of DNA-templated transcription; DNA-templated transcription. Lineage: Eukaryota; Fungi; Ascomycota; Eurotiomycetes; Onygenales; Arthrodermataceae. Bases 1 to 1854 code for a protein of 617 amino acids.